Molecule: messenger RNA, 10299 nt
Organism: Lethenteron reissneri (Far Eastern brook lamprey)
Lineage: Eukaryota; Metazoa; Chordata; Hyperoartia; Petromyzontiformes; Petromyzontidae
Product: voltage-dependent calcium channel subunit alpha-2/delta-2-like
Cellular component (GO): voltage-gated calcium channel complex
Molecular function (GO): voltage-gated calcium channel activity
Source: RefSeq, a predicted model, not a curated record
CAUUUUCCAUUCAAUCACUCAGUUCUCUCUCCUCCCCCAUCUGCCGUCCUCUCUUCCUACCUACCCGACGUUGUUCGUCCUAUCUCACUCUCCCACUCUCGUCCUUUUCUUGCCUUCUAUCUCACGUUCUCCCACAACGCUAUCUCUGAAUCACUCUGUAUAUGUUGUAUUCUUCGUAUUAUUAUUAUUCUACCCAACCUCGUGUUAAAAUUCGGUUCACUCUCCGUCUAUCGCACGCACAUCGGUCGGGCACAUAGAUUAUUAAGUCGGUCGGGUCCCAUCGAUCGCUCUGUCCCGUGGCUCGCUCGCUCGCUGACUCGGUCGCGCGCGCGCGUGGGUUCCCUCCCGAUACAAAAACGAGCGUCUUAACCAAUGAGCGGCGCGCAUUGGCGUCCGUGCCCGGGCGUGCGGGCGCGAGCGCGCGCGACCCUGCCGGGGCCAGCAGCAGCAGCGGCAGCGGCGGCGGCGCUUUAAUUGGCUCGCGGAGCGUCCCGCGCGCAAGCAGCACCCUCUCUCUCAACGCGCGCUCUCCGCUCGCUCGCUCGCCACCCUCCCCCCUCUCUCUCUCUCGCUCUCGUCUGUUCUCUCCCACCCUCUCUCUGCUCGCACGCUCUCUCUCUCUCUACCGCGCGCGCGUGUGUGUGUGUGUACACGCGCGUGUGUGUGUGUGCAUGUGUCCCGCGUCCCGCACGAAGAGGUGUCAAUAUGGCGACGGCGGUGUGUGCGAGAGGCAGCGUCUUCGUCUCACUUGCGCUGGCCAUGAUGAGCCUGGUACGCGCCGACGUCUUCCCGCAUCCAUGGACAAUUAAGCAAUGGGCGGGGAGGCUGGACCGGGAACUGGAGCGCGUCGUACGUCAAGCCAGCGGGGUCGACCAACUCAAGCAGCUGUACACGGAGCACAAGCAUCUGUUUGAGGUGCGGAGGAACGAUGCACAGCAUCUGGUGGAGUCGGUGACCGGCGAGAUUGAGAAAGUCCUCGACAAGAAAGUGAAGGCUCUGGAGAGGCUGGCCAGGACUGCAGAAGAACUUCAGAGAGCGCACCAGUGGAGCGACAACAUCAAGGAAGAAGAUAUGCUUUAUUAUAAUGCGAAGAAGGAGCUUGAAGAGGAAUAUUCAGUGGGCAACGGAGAGCAGGAUUCGGAGGAGGAGGAGGAAGAACAUGAGAUUAAUUCUCCGCGGAUCGAGCCGACGUUUAAGCAAGACUCCGCGUUUGGAUUCUCUGUGGAUAAAAAUCACUCCGCGAUUCACAUCCCAACUGACAUUUACAAAGCCUCCACGAUCAUUCUGAACGAGCUGAACUGGACGGCGGGGCUCGAUGAGGUGUUCAAGCUGAACAAGGAAGAGGACCCCACUCUGCUGUGGCAGGUGUUUGGAAGUGCCACAGGUCUCACCAGAUUUUAUCCAGCAACUCCCUGGGUGGCUCCGGGAGACGUGGAUUUGUUUGAUGUCCGCAGGCGGCCGUGGUACAUACAAGGGGCCUCAUCUCCCAAGGACAUGGUGAUCAUUAUAGACGUGAGCGGAAGUGUCAGUGGACUCACAUUAAAACUGAUGAAGAAGUCGGUGUCUGAAAUGCUGGAAACCCUUUCCGAUGAUGAUUACGUGAAUGUAGCAUCUUUUCACAACGAAGCCGUCCCGGUCUCCUGCUUCAAGCACUUAGUGCAAGCCAACGUACGCAACAAGCAAAUGCUCAGCGAGUCCGUGGAGAAGCUGACUGCCAAGGGGAUGACGAACUACAAGGCCGCGUUUACGUACGCGUUUGAGCAGCUCUUAAACAACAACGUUACCCGAGCCAACUGCAACAAGAUGAUCAUGAUGUUCACCGACGGAGGAGAGGACCGCGCCCAGGACGUUUUUGAGAAUUACAACUGGCCCAAAAAAGAGGUGCGGGUGUUUACCUUCUCCGUGGGGCAGCACAAUUAUAACGUGGCCCCUAUUCAGUGGAUGGCCUGUGCCAACAAAGGGUUUUAUUUUGAAAUCCCGUCCAUUGGCGCCAUCCGCAUUAACACUCAGGAUUAUCUGGAUGUCCUUGGAAGACCUAUGGUACUGGCAGGACCCAAGGCCAAGAAGGUGCAAUGGACAAAUGUCUACAAGGAUGCAUUGAACCUGGGUCUGGUCAUCACUGGCACCAUGCCAGUGUUCAACAUAAGCAAGAACGCAGGAGAGCAGCAGAACCAGUUGCUGCUUGGCGUGAUGGGAGUUGACAUAUCGCUCAACGAAAUAAAGAAGCUCACCACUCAGUACAAUCUCGGUCCGAACGGCUACUUCUUUGCAAUAGACCCCAACGGCUACGUGCUGCUUCACCCCAACCUGAAACCCAAGGUGACAAAAUUUGAAGAGCCAGUCACCCUUGACUUUCUGGAUGCCGAACUGGAAAAUGAUAUUAAAUUGCUGAUCAGGCAGAGCAUGAUUGACAAGAAGUCUGGAAUGCGCACUUUUGAGAUGCUAAUCAAAUCCUUGGAUGAGAGGUACAUAGAUAAAAGCAUGAGAACUUACACUUGGACACCAAUGCAGUCGGCUGAAUACAGCCUCGCUCUGGUCUUGCCAUCUUAUAGCAACUAUUACAUCAGGUCAUCACUUACCGACCAAAUACUACAGGCACAAUAUUUAGAGUUCCUCUUGCCGAGCUCCUUCGAGACCAUUGGACAUGUGUUCAUAGCCCCCAGAGAGUACUGCAAAAAUCUCAAACCAAUGAGUGACAACGCUGAAUUCCUGCGGACAUUUAUUGGCGAGAUGGAGAAAAAAACGCCGGAUUCGGAGCAUUGCAACACAGAUAUGAUAUACAACCUCAUUCUUGAUGCUGGGAUCACUGCAAAGUUGGCUCAAACGCAUUGGCAAAAACAAAAUAUAGCAAGCAUGGGCAUUCUAACACUCUUUGUGGCUACGGAUGGUGGAAUUACAAGGGUAUACCCUUACAGCAGUGACGAUGAAUGGGAGGAAAAUCCAGAACCGCAUGAAUCCAGUUAUUACAAGAGAAGCUUAGACAACAAGUCAUUCAUCUACAGGGCCACACAUUUCGGAGCCACAAGGCAAGCAUAUGGUGCCAACGUGUCCAUGGGAAUCCUGGCUUCACGCGUUGUCGACGUCAACAUCGAUGGCAAGAGCCUGCGACCUGCAGUGGUCGGAGUGAAGCUGAAUCCCGAAUUCUGGGUGCCCAAAUUCCGACUCCUCACCAAUAAUCAGACAGACAGAGGCAAGAAUCAAAAAAAGAUGUUGCAGUGUAUGGACAACUCUUGUGAAAUGGACUGCGAUUCCAAAAGUAAUAUCUUGGAAUGUGUGGUGUUGGAUGAUGGAGGUUUCCUCGUUUUUUCCAACCAAGAAUCUCACCAAGAGAAGCUGGGCGAGUUUUUCGGGGAGGUGGACCCCCACCUGUUCCACGAGAUGCACAGACUGGCGGUGUACUCGCGCGUCGAGUCCUACGACUACCAGUCGGUGUGCGACCCUCCUCCCGAGUCGCACGCGGGCGCCGCGCACAGAUCCAUCCGCAUCCCAAAAAUAUAUGACAUCCUAAACCUUGCCUGGUGGCUCUCUGCAGCGGCAUGGUCACUGCUACAGCAGCUGCUGUGUGGAAUUACGGUACCAAACUUGUUCAGUCCGUCCGUGGAGGCGAGGGACCCCCUGGAGCUGAAGGGCAAGGUCAGCUGUGUGAUGCUGCAGACACAGUACUACUUCCCAAACAACAACAAGUCCUUCCAUAAACUCAUCGACUGUGGCAAUUGCACCAGGUACUUCCACGCGGAGAAGCUGGGCACCAGUAAUCUGGUGCUGGUCGUGGCAGAGUUGUUCUCCAAAGAAUGUACAGCGUGCGAAGAUCGGAAAAUCAAGCAGGCCAAGCAAAAGUCGCAAGGACCCGACCCCUGUUUGCUGGCAGAAACGCCACGGUAUAGGAAAGGACCCGAUGCCUGCUUUGAUUACAAUGUCGAUGACGAGCCCAUGUGCUCCGUGUCGAACCAAGCCUCCAAUGUGAUCCCUUCUACUCUUGCUCUAUUUUUCAUUCCAGCAUUAGUUCAAAUCCUUGUCCAGGGUCAGUCAUGCUUACGUUAAUCUCACCCAUUCUGUGCUCUCCCUUUUUCGAAAGGAAACGGGAAAGUUUCAUUUUUGCCUUGGGGGCACAACACGGACAAACGUUGGCAAAAAAACAGAUAAAUGUGAUAUUUUGUAAGCUCCAUCUUGACUACGUGCUUGGAUGGCAGGCUGACCCAGUUUAAACCUGAAUAAUGCAUCGAGAAAGCUUUCCGAUCUUUUACCAUGGUACUUAUCAAUUACCCCCACUGGAAUGCAAAGAAAGUCCUUUUACAAUUGGGGGAGGUCUGUAUGGCAGUCUUCAUUAAAGUAAAUGAAUGGUGACAUCAAAUACUAAUUGCUUCAAAGCACAUUCGCAAAAAUGCAAGUGUGUAUUAAGGACCGCCUUAUUAUACCAGGUCGUACAGCAGCUGUUUGGCUGCAAAAAUGCUCACGUGAAACUGAUUGGCUGCAUGCCUUGGUAAGCCCAUCACAGCCAAGAUUCAGAAAAUGAAAUAAACUACACCGCAUCAUGGUUUCUUAUUAUAUGAAACCACAAACGUAGGAUUUGUGAUGCUCCAAAAGUAAUGCCUCCAAUUUUCUAUUAUCAAAUACUUGGAAAUGUUAUCAUCAGCAGCAUUUGGCUGUUUUUCAAGCAUAGCCACCAUCCUCGUAUAUGUAUUUGCACCAAUAUUGAAUCAGAGACGGCAUUCCAUUAGGACAAAUAUUAUUUAUAAACCUCACAUACACAUUUUAAAUAAGAAAAACACAUUGUACAUAAAACCAUGCUGUAUGGCCAGUGGUGGCUCUGCACGCCUGUAAUCCAGCACUUUCGAGGCAUGGGUUGAUUGAUUGUACAAAUAUUGCAAAUCUCUCUGUGCGCCAGUUCAGUUGCUCUGUCCUGGCUUACCAGAAUAAGGUGGUACAGAAAAUAUUGACUUCACCUGUUCCAUCUGCAUGGGAUAAAUCGUAGAGUGUUGCCCCCUCGAACGGGUGAUAACAUCUUUAUAUAUAGAGGAUCACAGAGCCUGGUGGGGAAUUUGGAGGCAGCUCACCUCCCACGUGUCUGUGGAUCCUCGUGCCUCCGAAUCGUUCUCUCUCUCACUUCAAGAGUGAGCAACGACCGUGUGACGUAUGACGAGGUUGAAAUUUAAAUUAACAAAAAUAAAAUCAUCCUGGCAAAAUUGCACGCGCAAUAGGCCAACCUCAAACGGCUGAACAAGAUGUUAAUCAGAGGGUUCCAGAUCUGGGCUCUGCAGCCGAUGGAGCAGGACUGCCCACCCAAACUCUGCAAUGACCUGUGUGAUAUACUCUGGCUCGGUUCUGUGCCAGAGGAGGUCUUCCACUAGUUAAAAUACAAUGUUCAUGACUUUCCCAUGAAUGAAUAUGUAAAUUGUUGCAUCUCUCCAAUACAAUGUCUUGGCAAAAAACUAAAUAAGAGGCAUUACUUUUGGAGUAACGCUCAUGUUUAAACCAAGUUAUCCAAUUGUAUCAACAGUUUUUAUUAUGUUUCCCAUAAUAUACAGUAGAACAUAAACUCUCAACGCAUUUGUCAGCAGCACUGCCUUAAGAGGAAAGUCUACAAUAGGUGACGAUUGGCUAAUUGGCCCUUCUGCAUAGCAUGGUUCAUAGAAUAGCAUGCUAUGAAGGAGAGCAAAAAACGUACUUUUCUUUCAAGGUAAUGUUAUUGAUGAAUGUGGUCAGUAUUUGUUGUUUAAGCUUGUACAUUACUACUAACGCAAUAUCACCAAUCGAUUUUUUAAAUCAAGUUUAUAGGAUAUGUUGUUGGCUGCUUGUUCCUAUUUUAAGGCACACCACUUGACCACGUGGGGUGGCCUUAGUUAAAAGUGGCACGCAGUUUUAAUUGGGCUUGGUGCUCCAAUUCACAGCAUAUGAGAGCAUUCCAACGUGUGCGUGCCUUGAGAGCUGUACGCAACCCGUGGGUGGCUCGUGUGGGGCAAAGUGUGCAGCUGCCUCUUUGUGACACGAAGCCUGUAACAUCGCUGCUGUGCAGCCUGCUGUAGAAUAAGGCCCUAUUGUAAGCAUGCAUUAUUCACCUGUAGCUGAUCUGUUAUUAUUCAUCAACUGGGUUAUUUUGUCUGCCUAGCAUGAAGUCAAGUAUGGCAAUUGUGUAGUUGCAGCAGAAAUCUAUUAUGAAAACGAAGUUGUACAUCAUUUCGAGUUACACAAAAACUGAUAGUCGUGUGCGUACCAAAAAAAAAAACACUCGUGUUCAAUUGCAAGAAGUGGCAGGGCAGUCAUGCACAGUGUAUCGAGUUAUCUUACUAAGUUCGUGAUUUCACUUUUUCAGCAACUGUGCACAACAUCUCAAGUGUGUUUUUCAGGUAACAUGUAAAGAAAGUUAAAGCUCCACUCGCUUUUCCUUACCCGUCUAAGAGACUUCGAGGCGUCAAAUCCACUCUUUCAUACUUUCAUAAAGCUCGAGCAAAACAGGUUUUUUUUUUGUAAAAUGGAUCAGGCUCCCAUUGCUAACAAUGCAGAAAGUAGCUCAGUACAUGAGAUGUAGGGCAUAGCGGUCUUCUCUUCCCUUACACGGCUGGCAAGCCUGGCACCGUUAAUUUGGUGCUUUUAGCUGCAACAACGCAGAGCCAGGUUUUGCUUGUAUUGUGGGAAAACUGCUGAUGGAAGCUAUUGUGCAAGAAAUGCCAUUGUCGGUAAUGAUCACAGGAUGAAAAUACAGAAGGAAAUCCAUUUUGAGCAUCGCCGUGAUUUUUUCCAUCACAAUAUAGAAAUUUAAGAGCAUUUUGGGUUACAUUGAAUUGCUACCAUCAAGUGUAAUUUGGAGUAAGUAAUAGACGCAAGGUUUGUCUUUUUAGAGUGUUGCAUAGUCUUCUUAUCUGACCGCAGACUUGUGAAGUGUUUCUCGAAUACAAUAAACGUUGAGACGCCACUUUUAAUCACGUUCGAUGCAUUUUCGCUUUAGAUUUCUGCUGCGAUGUCACAUCUAUCACCAUUUACCAAGUUUGUCUACAUCAUGUGUGGAGCGUUGUGAAGCUGUAUAAGAGGGGUUGGCAUGAUCCCACUGCAUGCAUCGAUUCUGAAUGCCAUGCUUGAUGAAAGAGCCUUGCUACUCAAAUAAAUCUGAGGGUGCUGAUUCCAGCCUUUUGCUAGCUCCAUCAGCGGUCAUGCCAAUGCAUACAGCUUCUUGCAUGUUACUUUUUGUUUGUGCACACCACGUUUAUUUAUUAACACGCAGCUCAAAUGGACGGUGGCGGUAAUGCUUUACUAAGUACACAAUGAGCAAGAUAUUAACUCUUGUUGAUGCCAAAGGGGGUAGAACCAGCAAUGAUGGAGGGCUGUAGCUUUUGUCCACGGAUGGAUAUGGAACAUUCCAGGCUACAUUGUACCAGACAAUAAUUCUGCCUCUGAGAAAUAAAAAUAAACCACUUAGUUGUUCCCAAAUAAUGUCCACCUGUGUUAACUUGCAAAGGCAUAACGUGUAAUGAGAGAUGGAUUUAUACAAAUAACUCGCCAUGCACGUGACAUGUGCCAUGCCUUCAGCUUCCAAUCAAGGUCUGGUUCCGCUACCUCUGGUUGGCAGUACUUGCUGUGACUUGCAUUGUCUUGAUUAACUUGCCUUGCUACCCCCAUUGCUACGUGUCAUUUAAUUACAAGAUGAGUUUUGCAAAAGUCCAUGGAAUCAUGGUCUAAACAAAUGGGUUUUCCACAAUGAAAAAUGCGCAAAACUGAAAUAGCAUAAUGGUACCUCGUAUUUCAGUGACAUUUCAAUCCGCAAAUGUAUAUUCUGUAGAGAGCAUUUCAUUUAUAUACACUGCCUUUGAUGUUUAUGGAACUUCUAUAUUUGGCGGUGAGACUUAACUUUGCAUAUCGCAGCAAAGAACAACAGAAAUACAUACUUUAAUGCAUGGUGACAAACGGCUGUGCUACGAGUUAAAAUACUUAAAAUACACCUUUGAGUACCCUCUCACAUGGAUUUAGUCCAAAUAAUGGUGCUUUAUAUGGGCAAGUUGUACACAAAGCGUGCCUCUACGUUGAUCUGUCAUCACAGUAACGAGUGCACGCGUGUGUGUGCGUGUGUGUGCGUGUGUGCGUGUGUGUGCGCGCUUUCUGGUGGAUGUUCCUGUUCUCUGGCACAGGAGGAUGUCUCUGAGUGUGGUCAUGGCACCAUGCUGAGGCCACCCGUGCUGGCUCUCCUUACCUUUCAGGUCUGCCUCCUAUGGCUCCUCAUUCCCACAGACAGCUUCUUCUCGUGACCGUCACCCACCCAUCCGUCCAAACUGCCCCCUUAAAACAAUGACCUUGGUGGGACCUCAUGCUGUGACACUUCAAUGUCCUCUUGCCGCACCUCCCUCGGUUACCAUAGGCUCUCUCAUGCGCUUAUAUAAGUAAUCAGUGGGGAAAUGAUGCUACUUUGAGCCCUCUCUGUUGCGGUGAAAGUGCUGCGAGACAACAGGUUUUAUCUAUUUUUUUUAAAUAUUAUUUUCGUGUUAAAAUAUGGCACUUAGAUCCCAGGCAUCAGUCUGAACAUGACGCCUUCUGUGAGACACAGGAGUGACAGAGACUGUGUAUGAAAUAUGGGAAUAGAGGAAAAGAAAUAUCGCAGUCUUGCAUCCUUGUGCUCCAUUCUAUAUUGGCUAUGCCAAUAUGUUGUCAAUGUAUAAUUUUCUCCUUCAUUGCCCAGUUGCGCUGAUAGGUAACCAUUUCAGCUUACGUCCGUGCAAAUUUGAAUAAGAGAAGUACUUCGCAAAAGUAUUUGACAAACUAUAUAAUGGUGUAUUUUAAAAACGUAUCAAUACUCAUACUAAACUACCUGGUUUUGUCUCUUUGUGUUGAAAUAAGAAAGAUCGAUGUUUCACCAAUGUUAAAAUACCUCCUUUUUGUUUUUAUUAUUAUUUUAAAUAUGGAAUAAGAAAAAACAAGCAGUGUUUAUAUGAUAGUUGCAGCAUAAGUACACAAUUGGUGUAUAUAACUUAAAUAUGACAUUCUUUUAAUCAAAAAUUACCAAUAACACUUGUAUAUACCUACUCGUUCGAGGAUGUGUCAAAUCAAAUAUAAUAAGAACUGCAAUUAAGCACAUAUCAACUCUCAUCUCCAACUUGCAGUUUUGUUCCUACGUUUAACAACAGAAGGCACGUUUGUCGAAGUGCAUUUUUUGUUGGAAACAUUUUAAAUUAUUUUUUUGUAGUUUCCCUUUUUGGUUCGGGAUGGGCCAAGGAGCUAGCGCAUGGUGGGAUCUAAGCGAUUGCUUUCAUGAUAUAAUUUGCCACAUUUCAAUUGUAAUCUCACUUUAUUGCCGUUUGAUUGAUAAAUAAUAUGGGGGGGGGGGGGGGUUUUGGUCAGUGCCUAUGUUUAAAUUGGCUUCAAUGUUUUGUUCUGUAAACACAUUUGGAAGAACACGAAGGUAUAUAUAUGGAAAGAGAUCAUGCUUUUAUUGAUCCCCUAUUGUAUUGAGACCAGCCUAUCCCUUAAAACAUUCCAGCGUGCAUGAAAAAACAAAAAACCCAUAUAUCCUAGCAUUUGCUAGACAUUGAUCCUUGAAAGCCAUUUGUUGCAUAGCUCAGAGCCAUUAUUCAGCCACAUACACCUUUCUGCAUUCAUGAAUGGAAUGAUCUGCAAUUACUGUAGUGAGUCCGUGCCUGUUUGAAGAUUGAAUGCUAAGGCAAAAUAAUAAAAUAACUAUAAAAAAUAUUUAUAUAUACAGUACUUGGUGCGUAUGUGAAAGAUGUUAUUUUAGGAUGUUGAGCAUUUUUCCAUGCACUAAAUGAUCACAUUAUUUCUACUUCAAUACGCUGUCACUAAAUAGAUUGAAUGUUGGUAACGUCCACAUGUUAUUUAAGAGUGCUUGGCAGCCUUUGCAUUGUGAAACCCACCCCACACCACCCCAUCCCACCACAAAUGUUCUCUCAAAAAAUGUUCAAUUUUUGUAAAUUAGCAUUUUUGUAAUUUCUGAUUGUGAAUAAGAAUAUAAGAUGGAUGUCUGCUUCAAAGUUGUUAACAUGCGAUUGCAGUCUGUUUACUCUGAAUUGAUCACAGAUGUUAUUACCAGGUUAUUGCAACUUGAAAUACUUGUGUUUUAAUAUAUGGAGGUAAAGAAACCGAUAUGUGGAGUAACCAUUUUCAUAGCUGUGCUUUAGAAAAAAGUCUGCAAUAAAAAAAAUGUUAAUAACGUAUGCUACUCAUGUGCUAACUACAGUAUUCAGAUCCCACGGCUAUUCUGUUAAUUUCAGAUUUACUUUGUAACAUUACUUAAAGCACUAUUAUGUACAUUGUGUUAUUUAUAACUGUAAUCUGAUUUAAAAUUAAAGUACAGUAUCUAUU